This is a messenger RNA of Durio zibethinus, 1011 nucleotides long. RefSeq lists its product as uncharacterized. Gene Ontology annotation, cellular component: cytoplasm. Lineage: Eukaryota; Viridiplantae; Streptophyta; Magnoliopsida; Malvales; Malvaceae. Gene Ontology annotation, molecular function: 5'-deoxynucleotidase activity. The record is from RefSeq and is a predicted model, not a curated record.
AUGAGGAGUGGGAGCCGAGCGUUUCCCCGUACCUCACUGGUCUUCCUAGUCCCCUCCUUCACUUCCUCAACUCGACUCAGCUUCAAAUCUUUCCUCACCCGCACCUCUCUAUCACCCACUGCCUUUACACUUCACCGAAUGGCUUCGUCAUCUUACUCUUCCGUCACCAACGGUAACCAUAUCGUUCCUCCAGCUCCCGCCUCUUCCAAUGACGUGGCUGCGGCUACUACUCCUCCUCCCUCUGCUUCCUCUGCCAUCGAUUUUCUCACUCUCUGCCACCGCCUCAAGACGACGAAGAGAGCGGGUUGGGUGCGGAGAGAUGUAAAGAAUCCAGAAUCAAUAGCUGAUCAUAUGUAUCGAAUGGGAUUAAUGGCUCUAAUUGCUUGUGAUAUUCCCGGAAUUGAUCGAGACAAGUGCGUUAAAAUGGCAAUUGUUCAUGAUAUUGCUGAAGCCAUUGUUGGUGAUAUUACCCCUUCAGAUGGUAUUUCUAAGGCUGAGAAGAGUCGAAGAGAGCGGGAAGCGUUAGACUGUAUGUGCAAAUUACUUGGUGGAGGGUCAAGAGGGAAAGAAAUAGAGGAAUUAUGGACAGAGUAUGAAGAAAAUUCUUCCACAGAAGCCAAAAUUGUCAAAGACUUGGAUAAGGUGGAGAUGAUACUUCAAGCCUUAGAAUAUGAGAAUGAACAAGGAGUGGAUUUGGAUGAGUUUUUCCAGUCAACUGCCGGGAAGUUCCAGACAAAAGUUGGCAAAGCUUGGGCCUCAGAAAUAGCAUCAAGAAGAAAGCAACAUUAACUUGAAAAGCUUGGUAAAAUAUUUUGGGCUUUAUGCUAAGUGUUCUUUUGCUUCAGCUGAUUUGUGGAGUGGUUAGUUUCAAACAGCUUAUUGUUCAAUUUCUAAUGCCUCAAACACAUGACAAUCAAUUCUUUUCUGUAUGAUAAUCAUAUCAGUAGAUAGGCAACUUGUCAUUUCCUUUUCUUUUUCAUUCUCAGUUUCCUCUUCCUUUUUAAUCAAGUC